AUUUACAUCUGACCCUACUUUGAGUAAGCAUGAGUUCUCCAUCAUACGUCCUCCCAGACAGCCCACCGCAGCGCGUGCUCAACUAUUGGCAGUGCAAAGCUGCCAAGUCGUCCGCUGCUGCUGCUGCUGCUGCUGCUGCACCCACCCCGCCGGAUCCAGCAUCACCAGGUGGGGAGAUUAUCAUCCCAGACAGCCCUAUUCAUCGCCUGGCUCUGCCUACCACCUGGGCUCCGCAGCGUGCGGUGCUGACAACAGUGAGCAACAAGCAGAAGCAGGCGAAGAGGAGGCUGCUGUUUGAGGAGCUUGAAGUUAGCGGGGAUGAGGAGGAGCAGUCAAUCUGCUCACAAACAAAGAAACGAGCUGGAAUGGAGCAUGACUCCUCACUUGCCCCGCUAAUAAAGGAGGUGGAGGGCGCGGGAGAUUUGGACUUUGUGCAACUCAUAAACAAUCCUCAGCCGAAACCAUGGAUCCCGCUGAGGGAAUUGAAGGAGCGCACUCCCUAACCCAUAGUUGGCAUGAGGGA
Messenger RNA from Nilaparvata lugens (brown planthopper), 523 nucleotides. RefSeq lists its product as uncharacterized. The coding region runs from base 30 to 503 and encodes 157 amino acids. The transcript is spliced from 2 exons. NCBI's taxonomy places the organism in Eukaryota, Metazoa, Arthropoda, Insecta, Hemiptera, Delphacidae. The record is from RefSeq and is a predicted model, not a curated record.